Messenger RNA from Triplophysa rosa, 892 nucleotides. RefSeq names its product NADH:ubiquinone oxidoreductase core subunit V2 (gene ndufv2). Bases 91 to 816 code for a protein of 241 amino acids. The record is from RefSeq and is a predicted model, not a curated record. NCBI's taxonomy places the organism in Eukaryota, Metazoa, Chordata, Actinopteri, Cypriniformes, Nemacheilidae. The transcript has 8 exons. Gene Ontology annotation, biological process: mitochondrial electron transport, NADH to ubiquinone. Gene Ontology annotation, molecular function: NADH dehydrogenase activity.
GUUUGCGUAACUAGAUCCGCUCAAUCGAUCUCUCGCAUCGAUUGAUGUCAGCCAUUGCUUGUGUUUACGGUGACCUAGCGUGUUUUUAAGAUGAUUUCAUCGUUAGCUCUGCGCUCAGUGGCGUCUAAUGCGGUGCGCAGCCUGCAUCAGACUGCAGCUCGAGCUGGAGCAGGUGGCAUGUUUGUGCAUAGAGACACACCAUCCAACAAUCCAGAAACUCCAUUUGAAUUUACACAAGAAAACAUGAAGAGAGUUGAAGCAAUCAUGAAUAAUUACCCAGAGGGACACAAGGCGGGUGCCACUAUUCCUGUGCUGGACUUGGCUCAGAGACAGCAUGGAUGGCUUCCUAUAUCUGCAAUGAACAAGGUGGCAGAGAUCCUGGACGUUGCUCCUAUGAGGGUGUAUGAAGUUGCAACAUUUUACACCAUGUUCCUCCGACAGCCAGUGGGCAAGUACCACAUUCAGAUCUGCACCACAACGCCGUGCAUGCUCUGCGACUCUGACAGCAUCCUGGAGGCCAUUAAAAACAAACUGGGUAUCAAGGUCGGGGAGACCACAGCGGACAAAUUAUUCACCCUAACAGAAGUUGAAUGCCUCGGUGCCUGUGUGAACGCCCCGAUGGUUCAAAUCAAUGAUAACUAUUAUGAGGAUCUUAAACCAUCAGACAUUGAGCAGAUCAUUGAUGAGCUGAAAGCAGGAGGAGUUCCUCUGCCUGGUCCCCGGAAUGGACGCUUUUCAUGUGAACCUGCUGGUGGGUUAACUUCAUUGACAGAACCACCCCCUGGACCGGGCUUCGGUGUGAGACCUGACCUGUAAACAUGCGCCAUUAUCUGACUCGGGUCUUUGUAAACAUUAGACAUGUUCUGUAAAUAAAAUGUUAUCAUUAAUUAUA